This is a messenger RNA of Cyprinodon variegatus (sheepshead minnow), 1381 nucleotides long. RefSeq names its product caspase-3-like (gene casp3a). The transcript has 6 exons. NCBI's taxonomy places the organism in Eukaryota, Metazoa, Chordata, Actinopteri, Cyprinodontiformes, Cyprinodontidae. Gene Ontology annotation, cellular component: cytoplasm. Bases 144 to 989 code for a protein of 281 amino acids. Gene Ontology annotation, biological process: erythrocyte differentiation; neuron differentiation; proteolysis. The record is from RefSeq and is a predicted model, not a curated record.
CGUGUGGGAGCGGCUAGAUGCUAAUUAACCCUCCCUGUUGAAACACGUCUACGCCAAGCUACUGUUUAGCAGCUGGUUCACCCGUUCAGUACUCUGUUAUUUCCAUAUUCGGCUCUGCGCUGUUUUAUUCUCGUGAAGGAAGUAUGUCUGCUGAUAGAUCCGAUGCUGGCGGGGACACAACAGACGCGAAGCAAGACAAUGGAAAACAGUCAGCGGGGUCUUUGUCUGCCGCUGCUCCCAUGGAGGUUGAUGCUAAGCCUCACUCCCACAGCUUCAGAUACAGCAUGAACUUCCCCAGCAUUGGCCAGUGCAUCGUCAUCAACAACAAGAAUUUUGACAGGAACACAGGCAUGAAUCAGAGGAACGGCACAGAUGUUGAUGCAGGCAAUGUGUUUAAAGUAUUUACAAAGCUGGGGUAUACAGUGAAGAUUCACAAUGACCAAACAACCGAUCAGAUGAUUAAUAUUUUGAGAAAAGCAUCCCAGGAAGAUCACAGCAACUCUGCUUCAUUUGUCUGCGUUCUCCUGAGCCACGGGGAUGAAGGCAUAUUCUUUGGGACCGAUGGCCCACUGCAGCUUCAGAUGCUUACCUCGUUUUUCAGAGGCGACCGUUGUAAAUCUCUGGUGGGAAAACCCAAACUGUUCUUCAUCCAGGCUUGCAGAGGCACAGAUCUUGAUCCAGGUGUUGAAUCAGAUAGCCAGGAAAACACAAAGAUCCCAGUGGAAGCAGACUUUCUGUAUGCCUACUCCACAGCCCCAGGCUACUACUCCUGGAGGAACACCAUGAGUGGGUCCUGGUUUAUCCAGUCACUUUGUGACUUAAUCAGCAAAUAUGGAAAAGAAUUGGAGCUCCUGCAUAUCAUGACACGAGUAAACCACAAGGUGGCAGUAGAAUUUGAGUCUGUGUCCAAUUCACCAGGGUUCAAUGCAAGGAAGCAGAUCCCUUGCAUUGUGUCCAUGCUGACCAAAGAGAUGUAUUUUUUCCCUUGAUGUUGAAUUUACUCAGGGAACCUGAGCUUGACAGACAAGAUUAAGACUUGGGUUCGACAUAGUAGUUUCUACUCAAAUAAUCGGCUGAAAAUUACAUUUCUUGGUGCAACGUCAUGCAUUACAAACGUUAUUUUUCACGGGCUUUGGAAUUAGUUUCUCACUUUCUAUUGUGUAUUUCUAAAAUGAACGUUAUUCGUUUUUUAUUUUGCAUGUGCCUUUUUGUUUUAUAUACACACAGCUGUAGAAAUGUUUCAGUUUUUUUUUCUUUUUUUUUCUUAGGCCAAAACAAACUGAUAUACUAUAAAUACAGUUGAUGAAAACUUCCUGCUCUGUGAGUUUGAGCUUACAUGGUGUGAUUGAUGUGGGUUCUAGGUUGGUUUUCCCAUAAUUCA